Messenger RNA from Ophidiomyces ophidiicola, 471 nucleotides. RefSeq lists its product as uncharacterized. The transcript has 5 exons. Gene Ontology annotation, cellular component: cytoplasm. The record is from RefSeq and is a predicted model, not a curated record. The coding region runs from base 1 to 471 and encodes 156 amino acids. Lineage: Eukaryota; Fungi; Ascomycota; Eurotiomycetes; Onygenales; Onygenaceae.
AUGUCGCAACCGGCACCACCACCCGGGUUUGACCCCGAGAAGGCGGAGAAUUUGGAAGACAUCGAGAAGCAGUUUGCAGUGAAAGCCGUCCAGCAAAUGUCAACUUAUUGGGCUAUCCUCGAAAAAAUGCCUGGUUCUAAGCUACGACUGACAAAGAUCGAUGAUGAGAUAUAUGAGCAUUUAAAAACGGAAUUUCCUGAUUUCGAUCCGGAGGCGACCCUAGAUGAAGAGCAGAUGAAGAGCAAAGAAGGCAAAGAGAAGUGGCGCAACUUCAUGAAUGCAUAUGAGAAAAAGGUCAGCGAUUUCAACUUCGGCACGCUAUUACGGAAAAAUGCAAAAUGGGAAUAUGGAGAGAAGGAGACGAUGUUUGCUGUUCGCAUGCAAUUCUAUGCCAUCGAGAUUGCAAGAAACCGAGCUGGCCUGAAUGAUUGGAUCUACGAAGAAGCUCAGAAACAACCCACAACUGCUUGA